Amphimedon queenslandica is the source of this 1593-nucleotide messenger RNA. RefSeq names its product multidrug resistance-associated protein 4-like. Gene Ontology annotation, cellular component: membrane. The annotation marks the transcript as partial. The record is from RefSeq and is a predicted model, not a curated record. Gene Ontology annotation, biological process: transmembrane transport. Lineage: Eukaryota; Metazoa; Porifera; Demospongiae; Haplosclerida; Niphatidae. The transcript has 12 exons. Gene Ontology annotation, molecular function: ATP binding; ABC-type transporter activity; ATP hydrolysis activity.
CAGGAAAUCAAUGAAGGGACUAAUAAGGAAGUAGGAGAGGAACGUUCACAUGGAAUCGUCUCCAUCAAGACAUACGUUAAUUAUUUCAAAGCUGGAGGUGGAUAUGUAUUCACAUUAAUAUGUAUUGCACUCUUAUUCAUAUCUGAAGCAAACGUUGUUGCUACAGAUUGGUGGGUAGCUGACUGGUCACAGUGCUCUGUCCUUAAUCACUCCACAUGUUCUUUGAGUAAAUUUGAGAGGAUUCAGAUAUACAGUGGUCUUGCUGCUAGUGUCAUACUACUAUCGUGUGCUCAGUCUUUAUUAUUGGCAGUAUUGCUAGUGAGAGCCUCCCGUGUCCUUCACAAUAAGAUGUUUUCUCACGUCCUGAGAGCUCCAAUAUACUUCUUUGAUACCAAUCCUAUUGGUCGUAUAUUGAAUCGAUUUUCAAAGGAUGUGGGUUUCAUGGAUGAUUUAUUAGUGAAGACAUUCACUCGAUUCUCUUUGUUGUUCAUUAGAUGUUUGUCUUUAUUCUUGUCGGCUAUAGCAGCUAAUUAUUAUCUUGCUCCUGGUUUUUUAUUUGUCUGUGUGGUAUUUUUAAUCAUUAGAUGGUAUUACAUUAGAACUGCUAGAGAUGUGAAGAGACUAGAGGCUUUAGCUCGUAGUCCAAUAUACUCUCAAUUGUCAUUGACACUCCAAGGAUUAUCAACAAUUCGCUCAAACUCAAUGCAAUCUGUGAUGAUAGAGAGGCUCCAUGAAUAUCAGAAUAGGCACACACAGGCUUGGUAUCUCUUCACUGCAUCAUCAAGGUGGUUUUCAAUGCGUCUUGAUAUUUUGGGUUUCAUGUUUGCAACGGGAACCUUACUGUCAGCAGUUGCAUUAUCAAACACAUUCAAUUCAGCAUUGCUGUCGUUGUCAUUAACAUAUGUAUUAUCAGUCACAGAUUUAGUGUCUUACUUUCUCAGAACUAGCACUGAUGUUGAGGGUCUUAUGGUGUCUCCAGAGCGUGUAAUGGCUUAUGGUAAAUUAGAAGUUGAGCCACCACUUGAGACAAAGCCUCCAUCACCUCCUCUUCCUGAUGGCUGGCCCAAUAAAGGAAGCAUAACAUUCAAUGAUUUGUGUUACAGUCAUUCAUCUGAUGGGCCUCUAGUACUAAAGAAUGUAUCAUGCGUGAUAAAAUCUGGUGAAAAGGUUGGUAUAGUAGGCAGAACUGGUGCAGGGAAGACGUCAUUAGUGUCUGCAUUAUUUAGACUAGCACCAAUAGCUGAAGGGAGCAUUGUUAUUGAUGAGGUUGAUGUGACACUACUUGGCCUUCAUGAUCUACGUAGGAACAUGUCCAUAAUACCUCAAGAUCCAGUUUUGUUUGGAGGCACAGUCCGUUAUAAUCUCGAUCCUUUUAGCGUGUACAAUGAUACUGAGUUGUGGAGAGCUCUAGAACAAGUUCAGUUAAAGGUAGUAGUGGAAGCUCUUGAUGAUGGACUACUAGCAUUGGUCAACGAGGGAGGAAGCAACUUCAGUGUAGGCCAGAGACAGCUCUUCUGUUUAGCAAGAGCUCUUUUAAAAAAGAAUCUGAUCCUAAUACUUGAUGAAGCUACUGCUAAUGUUGACUUGAAGUAA